Messenger RNA from Ctenopharyngodon idella (grass carp), 1107 nucleotides. RefSeq names its product translocase of inner mitochondrial membrane domain containing 1 (gene timmdc1). Gene Ontology annotation, cellular component: mitochondrion. Bases 145 to 1023 code for a protein of 292 amino acids. The record is from RefSeq and is a predicted model, not a curated record. The transcript has 8 exons. NCBI's taxonomy places the organism in Eukaryota, Metazoa, Chordata, Actinopteri, Cypriniformes, Xenocyprididae.
AAGAAGGUGAGUGAGACAUGUUAGGUUUUGUGGCAGCUAGUUUAGAACUGGAUAUACUACGCGUUUCUCAAGUAAAUUUAUGGCCAUACUAUCUUUUGCUGAUGUGGAGUCAGGAAGUCAACUCUCUUUGUGGAGGACUUGUUGAUGUGUACUGCAAGGCGGAAGGAUUUAUGUGGGGGGACAGAUGCAAAUGGACCUGGGGGCUCACAUCUGGGUCCUCUCAAGACUCUUCUUGGGUUCGCUCUUCCUUGUGUACAUGCGUCUGAUAGUACAUCUGCACAGACCUUACCACAACACAUAGGCAAGCCAGAGUUCCCUGACACAGGGUGGGACCGCAUCAAAGAUCUUUUCAGCAGGCAUGAAGGUGAGAUGUACUCAGAGGAGUUAAGGAAUAUAGUAAAGUGUGGAUUUGCUGCAGCCAUAGUAGGGAUGGUCUAUGGAGGCCUACCAGGAGCCAGACAUGCUCGUGAGAGAUUUAUUCAGCUCAGCCAGGCUGAAAUGUACCAAAACAGAGUGGAUGCAGUGCGCUCUGCACAUAAUGCAGCUAUUCGUGGGUUUGUGAGCUUUGGCUGGCGGUGGAGCUGGAGGGUAGCAGCAUUUGUGACCCUGUUUAACACUGUAAAUACUGGUUUGACAGUGUAUAGAGACAGAGACGCUCUAAGCCAUUUCACUGUUGCAGGUGCUGUAACAGGAGGAUUGUUCCGGCUGAAUCUGGGACUUAGAGGGUUGCUGGCUGGUACAGCCAUAGGAGCUGUACUGGGGCUGCCGGCUGGAGUUUUAAUUGUGGGUCUGCAGAAGCUGGGGGGUGAGACCAUGCAUGACAAGAGGCGACGAGAAAGAAGAGAGUUAUAUGAGCUGAGAGUCGCUGAAUGGAAUGCUCGUCUAAAGCUUACAGAUGAUCUCGCUGGAGAAAUGAUGACUGAGAAACAUCAGCACACUGAUAAUGACCUUCAACGAAUAGAGGAGCUGCUCAGUCAACCAAGGAAUGAGAAAGGGGCAAAGGCAGUAACAUCAGAGACUUGAGUGUUAAUGGAAAAAACACUUUUUUUGUCCCCAAGUAUGUUUAAUUGUGAAUCAACAGCAUGUAAAUAAAAAUCAUUUGCUGAA